Fopius arisanus is the source of this 562-nucleotide messenger RNA. RefSeq lists its product as uncharacterized. The coding region runs from base 52 to 375 and encodes 107 amino acids. The transcript has 3 exons. The record is from RefSeq and is a predicted model, not a curated record. NCBI's taxonomy places the organism in Eukaryota, Metazoa, Arthropoda, Insecta, Hymenoptera, Braconidae.
AAACCACAGUCGCAGUUGUGAGAGCUGAAGCUACGAAGAGUCGGGUGGAUUAUGGCUUUAUCUGCAUUUGAUCAAGAAUUAUUGUCGCUUAUAAGCGAGUAUGACAUUAUUUGGCGAGAAGAUGCUUCAAUGGAUACUGGAUUUUGGGUGGAUGCUGCGUUUCAGCAAGUUGUACUGAUCCUGAGUAUCGACUGCAGCGAGCGUUUUCCGAACGAAUAUCUUUUCUUUGCUUACGUCAAACAAAGAUGGGAAGAAUUAUUGACAUGGCGAUAUAAUCAUUACAAAAUGUAUGUUCAUACCAAUGAUUCACGUCCAUCACCAUCUGAGUCUAACCUCUGGAAUGCCAUGGCAUUCCUUCCUGCAGUGCAACAAUAGACCUAUCUUGAUUAUGUAACGUCUUGUCAAAGUAAACAGAAGAAUUAUCUUAAAAUGCUUUUUAUCGUUACAGAUUAAGGAUCCGGCUAGCAUCCACGACAAUCGUCGAUUGUAACUCAGCCUCCCAGAUUAUGGAAUGAGACUAAAUAUUAUUUACCAGAAUUUGUGGCAUGAUUCAUGAUUAAUU